ACUCCUACUGGAUCCAAUCCAUCCAAACCUUUUCUGCAUAAUAAAGGAGGAGAAACUAAAGGACUUGUCAGUUUUGCUGAAUCCUUGCUGCUUUCCUCUGCGCACACGCCUCUUCUCUCUCACUUUGGAGUAAGGGAGGUUGGAAGUGUUCAUUUUGUAGUAAAGGAAUCUGGUUUUCUCUUAUAUUUAUUGAGCGAGUACAAGGUAAAGUGUGGAGAUCGGCGAACGUUAUUGUUUACCACCUCCUUCGCAGUCUGCCUCCUGGUGCUAAUUGAACCAGCUACUCUCACAAAAUAGAGGAAGAAAGCCACUCUCUCUCCCCUGCUUAUCCUCAACUACUUAUUAGAGCGCUUAAAAUCUUUGAUCAGGACUUCUUUAUCAAUUAUGACUGAUAUUAUCAAUACGAAUUCCCCUUCCUCUGAGAGUGGGAAAAACGUGAUUCUCAAAGUCUCUGAGAACAGCGACGCACAGCUCGAGGACUUGUUUAAGGUUUUAAAUGCCGGUGACAGCAGCAAUCAAAGCGCUAGAAAGCGUGGGCUCCCUCCGUCAAUCUACGAAGAGCCGAACAAAGAUGAACAGCAGAAAAACACGCUCGGCCCGUCUAUCCAGUUACCCCAGAACCCUGCGUACGGUCCAGGACGAAACAACGCACAUUCUAGAGUCCUGUCCCUCCCGGCGGACCUGAAUAGAUACCCAAGAGGGGACGAGUACAACUAUCACAAUAUUCCGCUGCCACCAGGUUGGGAGAUUGGGAAGACACCGGAUAGUCACACUUACUUUAUCAAUCAUAACGAGAGGCGGACCCAAUGGGAGGACCCAAGACUACAAAUGAUGGGGCUCUCCCGUGGAGACCACAUGGCAGGCGGAAUGGUCGCUCCCCACAACAUGGCCCAGCCCCCCUACAACCAGCAGCAGACAACGCCUACAGGGUCGCUAACACACAUGGCAGGACCACAACCAAACUUCCCUCACUAUCCGCAGCAUCGUCAUGUCAACAACCAAUCUUUAGAUCACACUCAAAUGGGAGGCAUGGGAGGAAUAGCCGAGGGAGGAGAGCUACGCUCUCACCUCCAUCCCCUCAUGUCGCACCAGUACUCACAGUCGUAUGGUGGUCCCACUCCCAUCCAUCGUCCAAUGUCCAGCAUGCCCGCCCCCAUGGGCAUGCACCCUGGCAUGCAUGUUCCUCUAUCCUCAAAGCGCUCUUAUGAUCUAACCAUGAUGGAGCAUAAGCCUCCAGUGACAUUAGGAGGGGAUCCUUAUUUGAGUGAACACGCUAGACAAGCCUCACACGACUCUGGCCUUGGGUAUCCUUAUCAAGGGGACCAGGGUAUGAUGGAGUUUGAGGAUACUUUUGAUGGUGGUUUGCACUCUCUCCCUCCUCAUCCUGGUCUCCCACAGGAGCAAGGGGGUCCUCCUAAUCACGGACUAAUGGAUCCGUUACAAGGACCGCCAGGAGGCGAAGUAGAGCCACACCCUCAGAUGGAUUUCGGCGGUGACAUGCUCGGGGACUUUUCCAACAAUCAAGGAAUGUUUGGUAGUAAUACUUGGGUGUAACUCGCUCUAUUGUCUUGCUCUUAUUAUCUCCGACCAAUUGCCCCCUAUACUCCCGACCUUCUCUUCUCCUUUCAUUUCAUUAUUGUUUCUUCUCUUCAUUCGAUAUGCUUUGUCCUUCAACAACAGUAGUCAAAGGUUUUCUCUUGAGAAAGACUUCAUUUUCAUCAUUCACACGUUCAUUAAUGUUCCUCUUUCUCCUUUUUUGAGAACACGGUCUUUAAUCCUCACUCUCUCUCUCUCUCUUUUGUAUGUUUUGUGUGAUUCUGUUUGUGUGUUUGUGUUGAUAUUUAUCUCUAUUUUUCUGAACGACUCCCAAUUUUUAUAGCACAAAAUUAAUGUAAUUCCUUCAACUUAUUUUCACUAUAAUUAUAAUAAUUAUUAUUUAGUCUCACUCUUAUUAUUAUCAUCAUUGAUACUAUUAUUAUUAUUAUUAUUAUUAUUAUUAUUAUUAUUAUUAUUAUUAUUGUGGGUAAUUCAAUUUUGUAGUUAAACGAACAUCAAAAGUUUUCAAAA
This is a messenger RNA of Amphimedon queenslandica, 2067 nucleotides long. RefSeq names its product WW domain-containing transcription regulator protein 1-like. Gene Ontology annotation, molecular function: transcription coactivator activity; protein binding. The transcript has 3 exons. Lineage: Eukaryota; Metazoa; Porifera; Demospongiae; Haplosclerida; Niphatidae. Gene Ontology annotation, cellular component: cytoplasm; nucleus. The record is from RefSeq and is a predicted model, not a curated record. The coding region runs from base 385 to 1554 and encodes 389 amino acids. Gene Ontology annotation, biological process: hippo signaling; positive regulation of transcription by RNA polymerase II.